AUGUCGUGGCGCCGUGCAGCUCUGGUGGGAACGCGGCUCGCCAGGAGCGGGAGCAGCUCAGCUGGAGGACUCAGCGGGACGGAGGGAGCUGCGGCCUCUGGGAUGGGGAGUAGCACAUCGUCAUCUUGGGGGAAGUCAGCAACUGCUCCUGUGAACCAGAUCCAAGAAACAAUAUCAGAAAAUUGUGUGGUGAUUUUCUCAAAAACAUCUUGUUCGUACUGUACAAUGGCAAAAAAGCUUUUCCAAGACAUAAACAUUAACUAUGAAGUAGUGGAGUUGGACAUGCUUGAAUAUGGAAACCAAUUUCAAGAUGCUCUUUUUAAAAUGACUGGUGAAAGAACUGUUCCAAGAAUAUUUGUCAAUGGAACUUUUAUUGGAGGUGCAACUGACACUCAUAGGCUUCACAAAGAAGGGAAAUUGCUUCCACUCGUUCAUCAGUGUUAUUUAAAAAAAAAUAAAAGGAAAGAAUUUCAGUGAUGUAGAUCCUCAUAACUUUGUUGGUAAAAUACUAGUUAUUUAAAGUGAUAAUGCCUGACAGUGCUUUUUAAAUGUUUAAAGAUUUUUAAACAUAUGGAUUUUUUUCACAAAAGACUAACAUGUAGAAAAUAAUGAACAAUAAAUUCCUAUGAAAA
Molecule: messenger RNA, 632 nt
Organism: Orycteropus afer afer
Lineage: Eukaryota; Metazoa; Chordata; Mammalia; Tubulidentata; Orycteropodidae
Gene: GLRX2
Product: glutaredoxin 2
Source: RefSeq, a predicted model, not a curated record